AUGGUAGGAUAUAAAAAUAAUGUGUACUCCCAGCUGGAGGAAGAAAAAAAUAUUAAAGCAGCCGCAGAAACGUGCAAAUAUAGCACAGAAGAGCACAGCGAAAGACCGGAUGGUUGGCUCUACAAAUGCAACGAAGCAAUGAAGCAAGUGUUGAUGGGACUGUUCCCGUCCAACAGGCUUAUAUGCUUGCUUUGUAUCUUAUACAUAGUGUUGUUGUUGGGAAUAGACGUCUCGUUUAAAACUGUGAUACUGCCAAACAUAACAAACAAGUACCCAUACAUUUAUGAAAACAUACUUGGCCAGCACACAGUGUUCAAUUUUAUCUUUUCUUUUGUAAGUGUCAUUCUCAUUCUGGCAUCGGCUACUAGGCUACACCAGAAAGGAAUUAUGCAUAGAAUUCUGUUUUUGAUUAACUUAUGCGUAUGUUUUUUUUUCAUUCCAAUAGUAAGGUCAGCUAUAAACACAAUGAGUCCUAUAAGUAAAAAGUCUUUGCGGGAGAAUGUAUGGAACUUUGCAUUUGUUAUGUGGGUGUCCACGUUCUUUAAUAUAAUUGCUUUAUCUGCUUUAUUGGCAGACAGCACAUACUUUAUCUAUGAAAAAAAGGAGAAAAUAGAGAAAGCACUAGAAAAAGACCCUUCCUGCAAGGAGAAAUUGGGCACACACUAUGUUGUUAUGUAUACUCUCAUUGCAAUAUCUGUGGUUUUUGCUGUUAUGCUUAUAUAUGUGACGUCCCAGUGGAUAAAGAUUUGGAAUCCGUUUUGCCUAUACCACCAGAUUCUGGCGGCUAUGGAAAUGCCAAAUGUUGACUACGUGCCAGGGUACUGCAACAUAUAG
Molecule: messenger RNA, 834 nt
Organism: Nematocida major
Lineage: Eukaryota; Fungi; Microsporidia
Exons: 1
Coding region: 1-834 (277 amino acids)
Source: RefSeq, a predicted model, not a curated record